This is a messenger RNA of Quercus lobata, 797 nucleotides long. Its product is annotated as chaperone protein dnaJ GFA2, mitochondrial-like. Lineage: Eukaryota; Viridiplantae; Streptophyta; Magnoliopsida; Fagales; Fagaceae. Gene Ontology annotation, cellular component: cytoplasm. Gene Ontology annotation, biological process: protein refolding. The record is from RefSeq and is a predicted model, not a curated record. Bases 183 to 692 code for a protein of 169 amino acids. The transcript is spliced from 8 exons.
AUCUAAUGCAAUAUUUUAAUUUGAGUGCUGUUUUGGUUGUUUUGCUCUGUUUGGUUGGUAGAGUUAAUUUAGUUUCGAGGAAAGGUUCCCAACAUAAGAUUUUAUUCUAUACAUUUAUUUAUGGAGGAUAAAAAUUAUUUUUCCAUUUUUAACUUGAAGUUUUGCUGCCGAUCCAGAUUUCCAUGCAACAGGGCCCAUUUAUGGUGCAGAUUACUUGUCCUCAGUGUCAUGGAGAACCGGAAAUUGUGCCGCCUAAGUAUAUCUGCAAGUCAUGUAAAGGAAGGCGAGUUGUAUUAGGAACGAAGUCAGUCAAGCUUAAUAUUGUGCCAAGAGUAGACAAUGAUGAGACCAUAAAGGUGAGUAGAAGUAGUGGAGCAGAUCGUGAUGGAAAUCAACCUGGUGAUCUUUAUAUUGUCAUUAAGGUUCGCGAAGAUCCUGUUUUCCGAAGAGAAGGUGCUGACAUUCAUGUUGAUGCUGUUUUGAGUAUUACUCAGGCAAUUUUGGGGGGAACAAUCCAAGUCCCCACUCUCACAGGAGAUGUAGUCCUCAAGGUUCGCUCUGGCACCCAGCCUGGUCAGAAGGUAGUUUUGAAGAAGAAAGGGAUCAAGAUAAGGAACUCUUACUCAUUUGGUGAUCAAUAUGUGCACUUCAAUGUCAGCAUUCCAUCGAAUUUGACCCCAAGGCAACGUUAAUUGAUUGAAGAGUUUGCCAAAGAAGAUCAAGGGGAAUAUGAUAAGCGUGCUACUGCUGGAGCAUCAGGGUAAAAUGUAGACCAAUUGGUGUCAUUUGUUUGCUAA